AUUAGGUCAGAACGAAAACGUUCGUGAGCAAAAUAUAAUUAUAGAUAAUGACCAUCACGGCCUUCUAUCACGACAUGUUAAAUAGCCACCACGUUGCACAAAAAACAGGUUAAUCAUUUCUGAACUAAUUAAACCUUAAUUUGGUAAACACAUUCGAAAGCUUUGGCUGCUGAAAUAUAAAUGUUUGCAGUGCAUUAGAGUAACAGCAUACAAGUAAUAAUUCUCUGACAGGUAUUUUUCAAGUAAGCGUUAUAAAGUUAAAGAAAUGUCAAAAUUUGUUCUUCUGGUGGUUUUCCUUGGCAUGCUAUGUAUUGCAGAAACAGCAGCUAGAGACUGUGAUAAUGGCAAUCCUCAGCAGAGAAAGAAUUGUGGGUGGGGUGGUAUUAGCAAGAGGGAGUGUGAACAUCAUCAAGAUUGUUGUUUUGAUGAAUCUGUACCAGGAGUAAUAUGGUGUUUUCAUAAUAAAGUUCGUUGUGACCGUGGGUACCCGCACCAAAGAGUCAACUGCGGUUGGGCAGGCAUCUCAAGAGCAAUGUGUGAAAGAAACUGGGAUUGCUGCUUUGAUGAUAGUGUUUCAGGAGUACCAUUUUGUUACAAGCAUGACCGGGCUAGGCAAGAAGAAUAGUCAUUAACCUGAAAUUGCUGUAAUAAAAUUAAUUGUAAAUAAUUUAACCAUGUUAUACUGUAGCUUUAUUAGAGUGAUAUUUAAGUUUAAUUUAAUUAAAGAAAUUAUGAAUAAAGUCUUCAUUAUCACGACC
Messenger RNA from Ciona intestinalis (vase tunicate), 758 nucleotides. The record is from RefSeq and is a predicted model, not a curated record. NCBI's taxonomy places the organism in Eukaryota, Metazoa, Chordata, Ascidiacea, Phlebobranchia, Cionidae.